GCUAUUCAUUGCCUCCUUCUUUCUUGCUCAGCCUUUUCCACCAGCCUGAAACAAUCGGAGCUCAGAGCAGCCCGCGUCCAAGUGGGAGCGACGAACAGAAGACGCUUUAAUUCUGCUCAACAAAGGCAGCCCUCUGUGCUGUUUAUAGCCCACUGGGUAGCUCAAGUGAGCGCAUAGCUUCCAUGAAAUCUUCAGUAAUACUCAGCUCAGUCAUGAAGACAUGUUUCAAAGCACACACAUAAAAAGUAUUGAGAGUAAGAAUGUCAGGCAUGAAGAAACAACUUCCUUCCCCAACGAUUUCAACUAGGAAGCCAUUUUACCCUACAGACUCUUCACUUCAAAUGACCAAAGAAAGUCACCUUUCCCCGGGACCUCACAUAAGGAGUCCUUUUGCCCCUAGAACAAACCCUACAGCAACAUCUAAUUCAAUUCCACUAAGCCCAGUGGUGAAAAAGAAAAUGGGGGUCUCCUCAUUCAGUCGCUCAGGUAAAUUCCUCAACAGCACUGAACAAUUGCCCUCAUUCCCAGAAGCAGAAGAUGUUGGCUGCAGACCUAGGUCUUCAGGCUCUAAGGCUGUUUCUAGUCGAGUGCCUGUAAAGUCUCUGACAGGACACUUUGAAAUCCUGGAUGCAGGUCAAGAAAAGAAGUCCUCUGAGACCAAUUCAGCAUCUUACAUCUUGUCAUCUUCAAAGUCAGAAAGUAAGAACAUGAACACUAGUGGCAGUCAUAGAUCACAAGACUUCCAAAAGGUGUACAGUCAGGUUGUUACUGGCGUUGAUAACAACAGUCAGGCAGACAAGUUAUCUUUAAAGGUUGCUAACAAAGACUGGAAGGUGAAUUCUCCAGAAGUCAUUCUUUCCAAAAGCUCAUGUCCUCUGUUUCAACCUCUAUGUACAGACCCCACCGUCUCCAGCUGCUUACCAAGGCCGAGAAGCAGAAGCAUGCAAAGAUCUUCAGAUCACCAUAUGAAAGAUAUUCCUCCAAGUGAGAUUAACCCCACUUUUAAAUUCAACCCAACAAUCUCCUAUUCAAAGCGCUCCAGCAGUCUACCUAGAAGUUCCUUUUCCAGGUUUCUGCCUAAACAAGAUGGUGCAGACUGUGAACUCCAAGUCUCCAUUCCUAUCAUCGAUGAUUCCAGUGCACGCCGUCCUCUAAGCCUUAUAAAAAAAACAAACUUGAUGAACUCACCUCUACCGACUGCCAGUGAUGGUACAUCCCAACAAUGUCCUCGCUCUCAAGACUGUGUGGAGAGCUACACUCAGAAUUUCUCAUUCAAACAUAGACCAUCUUCUAUUGCACAGCCUGGUAUCUCCCAGGCUUUAAGCAAGGAAACAAAUGUUUCAAAAUUAUACAGCCAUAAAACAGACUGCUUUACUGGGAUUCAAAAUACUAGCUCUGGGCUGCCAGGCUUUCUUAGAUCUGAAGCAGUCAAAGAGCAGUAUCAGAGCUUGGCUCCUCAGAUGUCUGAACCUGAAAAUGAGCAGUCUUCCAUGUUUCAAAUGGGGUCACUUUCAACAGAGUUUGAAGACCUGCAGACCAGAUGGUCUUCACGACCACUUUUGGUAACCAAUAAAGGAGAGGGCCACUCUGCAUCUCAGUCAUUGACUAUCAGUGAUACAGAAAUAGGAUUUCAGGCUAAAACUGAAAACAUAUGGCAAUCAAACAAAAUCUCUGAGCUGACAACUGAGCCCUGGCCAGACAACUUGGUGGAAGGGUACUGGGAGCAGCAUCUGGAAGAGUCCACUUCAUCCCCAGUGCCUGAUUCAAAUCAAACUGAGACAUAUGACAGUCAGUGGAUACAGGGUCCAGAAUGGGAAAACACAAAAGGGGAUAUACCAUUGCAUAGAGUUUUACAAAAUGAAGAAAUGCUAUUGGAAUUGGACAUGGUGAGCAUCCUACCAAGGAAAGACUACUGUGAGGCUGCAGGGGCUGCGCCGCAGAUCUGCGAGGUGCGGAUAAGGCGCACUUCUCAAACGCGGAAAGGCGGAGCCUCGGAGCUGCCAGAAGCCCGAGCCUCGGAGCCCUGGACUGAAAGAACGGACUUCUCGCGUGGACUGAGCCUGGACGCCCCAUCGCUGUAA
Molecule: messenger RNA, 2081 nt
Organism: Erpetoichthys calabaricus (reedfish)
Lineage: Eukaryota; Metazoa; Chordata; Cladistia; Polypteriformes; Polypteridae
Exons: 3
Coding region: 261-2081 (606 amino acids)
Source: RefSeq, a predicted model, not a curated record